GAUGGUCUUAUAUUGCGAUGAGGCCACGCCCGAGACGGCUCCGGAUGAUGUUCUGCUCGUUUGUAUUCGCGAAAUGGGAGAUGAGGAGUCCACUAUACAAAUUCAGACCAGGAGGCUAAAAUAUAGCUGCAUCGAGCUGACAAUGCAAGUGAACGAACACAGCGCCACCGUGCUUGACAACAACAGGAGGUCCGCUAAGCAGCGUGCCGCUCAGGCUAUUCUACAGGCGCUACACCCAACUUUAUUGUCAUAUGGAUCACUACUACGUAAGUACGGAAUAAGAUUCGUCCCAAGAAGCAGCAUGACAAGGCGUCAAAUGAGGCGCAGGAUUCGUGAAAGAUCCCACAGCGAGUCCCGUAUUUUAAGCACUCUCCGCGAUGAAAUGAUCCUAAUACGUGAACGCGACGAGAUCUAUGCUAGGGCGGCUGCCGGUAACUUUCAGUCCUCACUAGAAUAUGAAACUGAUUAAAUGAAACACGGAAGGA
This is a messenger RNA of Vanessa tameamea, 485 nucleotides long. Its product is annotated as microprocessor complex subunit DGCR8-like. Gene Ontology annotation, cellular component: microprocessor complex. The transcript has 3 exons. NCBI's taxonomy places the organism in Eukaryota, Metazoa, Arthropoda, Insecta, Lepidoptera, Nymphalidae. Bases 2 to 469 code for a protein of 155 amino acids. Gene Ontology annotation, molecular function: double-stranded RNA binding; primary miRNA binding; heme binding. The record is from RefSeq and is a predicted model, not a curated record. Gene Ontology annotation, biological process: primary miRNA processing.